Messenger RNA from Coturnix japonica (Japanese quail), 2329 nucleotides. The record is from RefSeq and is a predicted model, not a curated record. Lineage: Eukaryota; Metazoa; Chordata; Aves; Galliformes; Phasianidae.
UCGCGGGGCGGAGCGGGCGGGCGCUCAUUUCCUCCUUGGGCGCCAUUUUGUAGCGCAGAGAGUCCGCAAAUAAAGAGCGGGCGGGAGCGGCGCGCGGGGACGCGCGGCUGGGGGGGACGCGGCCGAGACCCCGGCUGCGGAGCGGAGGAACCGGCCGAGCCGGCGGCGGGCGAGGGAGGCGGCGGACGGGCCGGUGCGAGCGGCGUUCGGCACUCGAUGUGACGGGUCCGGCCCGGGCUAUCGAGCGAGCUGCCGAGAGAGCGGGCCUACGCACCGCCGGCGGGAGAGUUCACAAUGACGAAUGAAGAACCUCUCCCAAAGAAGGUUCGCCUUAGUGAAGCAGAUUUUAAGGUUUUACCUAGAGAUGAACUUAUCCUAAGGUGGAAACAGUAUGAAGCAUACGUGCAAGCUUUGGAGGGCAAGUACACAGACCUUAAUUCUAACGAUGUGACGGGAUUGAGAGAAUCUGAAGAGAAACUCAAACAACAACAGCAAGAAUCUGCCCGAAGAGAAAAUAUUCUGGUCAUGAGGCUGGCAACUAAAGAACAGGAGAUGCAAGAGUGUACUAAUCAGAUUCAGUACCUCAAGCAAGUCCAGCAGCCUAGUGUUGCCCAACUGCGAUCAACAAUGGUGGACCCAGCCAUCAACUUGUUUUUCCUAAAAAUGAAAGGUGAACUGGAACAGACUAAAGACAAACUGGAACAAGCCCAAAAUGAACUGAGUGCCUGGAAAUUUACGCCUGAUAGAGGCCUGACGGCGUCGGACUAUUCCGAAGAAAUUACCAUCUCCGAAAAAAAAUAUAUUUUCUAGAACACGUAGACAUUUGCAAAAUUGUUCUAUUUGAAGAAAAUAGAGGGAAAAACAGAAGUCUUAAGUCUGUGGCACACUGUGUCUACAGACAGUUUGGAGGAAAGAACCUAGAGAUUAUAAAUCAUGAAUUGAACAUGCAAAAUUCCCGUAAAAUGUAGAAGUGGAAUAUGCUUCGCUCUUAACCUUGAGCCUAGUGACUUAGAGACACUAAGUCAGUUUUCCAAUAAGACUGUGGACUUCCUGCUUGGUUCACUGAACUGCUGGGUCAAAACUCAAUGAGGUGAAUUUUGCAUUAAAGAGUUUACUUGCUAACCAGUUUUGAAUAGCCACGAGAGUGCUAUUUGAUAUCACGUCAGUGGUAGUGUACACAUUUGACUGUUAAGCAUUUGGGCUCUGUAACACCUGACGGAGCCUUAAGUCAAUGUUGCUAAAUAAUGAACUGUUCUGGAUGGUUGGUAAUGCUGUGGACGCCUCAAAAUUAGGACUGUACAAGAACGUACGUUCUAUCUAAUUGCAGGUUUAAAGUUGUUGGAAACAGUAUAUAUUUGAUCACAACUAGCGUGUAUAAGAAAAACUAGUUGUGAUAAGUAUUACACUGCAUGUUUUCAUGCAGAAAUGAGAUUUUUUUGAUCUUCUAUAUUAACUGAUCUCAAAUGCUCUAUAUGGAAGGCACACAAUGACAGCUGUCUUCAGUGUUGGUGGGGUGUUUUUAUUCCUUUGUACACCUGUUUUUUUUGUAUUGCACUUCUAUAUAAAAUGUGCCUUGAAAUAGUUGUAAUAUAUAGUUCAAGGAACACUAUUGGUUAUAUUGUUGUACUGUGAAACUCCUGGGACGAACGAGAAUCAACCAGGUUGUUGUUUCUGCAUUGUCUCGUUCUCUGAAUUAAAAAAAAAAAAAAGACACGAUUUUAACAAAGCACAAGAAGUUAAAUGCAUGCAUUUUCCUCGGUGGAAUCAGUGAAGGAACCUUUGCUACUCUAUUGAUGCUUCUGUUCUGUUGUCCCAAGUUAUUUGUAAGAGUAGCAACAGGGGACAGCUGGGAGUGCAGAUCUGAGGUGUGUAAAGUGAAAUUCAGAUUUGAUAUAGCAUUUGUAUAUUUAUUUUUUAUCUUGGCAAAUUGAGCUCUAGUAAACUUAAGGUUUUGAUUUUUCACGUCAGUUGGAUGAUAUUUUAUGACUGUCUGAUUCUAGAAAAAUGCAGUUUUAAGUUAAAAAAGAUUCAGCUGUCACAGAAGGUGAUGUAUUCUCUUUCAAUGAUUUUAACUAAGGUAAUGUUACAUAUUUUUAACUUAAAAUUAUCACCUGUGCAUUUGACGGAUUAAUAUGGGAUUGAAGAUUAGUGUACUUACGCAGAUUUAUUUUUUUGCAUGAGUAAUGAUUUAACAGCAAAGAAAAACAUCUAGGAAAACUUUAAGUGAUUCAUCUGGGAUUAUUUUGCUAUAGCAGAGUCUAAGAUUUUAAUGAUCUAGCAUCAAAACAGAGGUAAGACUUGCGUUAAUAAACUGUUAAUGUGUCGCCAA